Fukomys damarensis (Damara mole-rat) is the source of this 1149-nucleotide messenger RNA. It is a transcript of the gene Ccdc106, whose product is annotated as coiled-coil domain containing 106. Bases 1 to 933 code for a protein of 310 amino acids. Gene Ontology annotation, cellular component: nucleoplasm. The transcript has 5 exons. Lineage: Eukaryota; Metazoa; Chordata; Mammalia; Rodentia; Bathyergidae. The record is from RefSeq and is a predicted model, not a curated record.
AUGGGAAUUUCGCGACGCUCCCAACCUGCUCUCCGGGGAGGGCGGGGGAGUGCUGCAAGGGGCCAUCGCGCAAGGGCCUGGCCCCCCGAGGUGACCUGCGCGGGCCUCUCUUCUCUAGUGAAGAAGGACGACGAGGCCUUUGAGAUCUCCAUCCCCUUCGAGGGGGCGCCCCACCUAGACCCUCAGAUCUUUUACAGUCUGAGUCCUUCUCGGGGAAACUUUGAGGAGCCCCCGGAGGCCGCGUCCCCCACGCUGGCCCUGAUGAACGGGGUCAAGGCCCAGCUGCACAUGGCCCUGGAGAGGAACUCCUGGCUGCAGAAGCGGAUUGAGGACCUGGAGGAAGAGCGGGACUUCCUGCGGUGUCAGCUGGAUAAGUUCAUUUCCUCAGCCCGGAUGGAUGCAGAGGACCACUGCCGCAUGAAGCCUGGGCCAAGGCGGGGGGAAGGGGACAGCUGGGCUGGGGCUGGGGGCGAGGCCUCAGACCCCGAGUCUGCCGCCUCCUCGCUCAGUGGGGCGUCUGAAGAAGGCAGUGCCAGUGACAAGAAGAGGCAGAAGCAGAAGGGAAGUGCCAGUCGGAGACGCUUCAGGAAGCCCAAGGCCCGGGAGAGGCAACGGGUGAAGGACGCCGAUGGGGUCCUCUGUCGGUACAAGAAGAUCCUGGGCACCUUCCAGAAGCUGAAGAGCAUGUCUCGGGCUUUUGAGCACCACCGCGUGGACCGCAACACUGUGGCGCUGACCACGCCUAUCGCGGAGCUGCUCAUCGUGGCCCCAGAGAAGCUGGCCGAGGUGGGCGAGUUCGACCCUUCCAAGGAGCGCCUGCUUGAGUAUUCCCGCCGCUGCUUCCUGGCGCUGGACGAGGAGACGCUCAAGAAGGUGCAGGCGCUCAAGAAGAGCAAGCUGCUGCUGCCCAUCACCUACCGCUUCAAGCGGUGAUGCCGCCCCGCUGCCCCCGCCCCGCGGACCCUCUGCUCCCGGAUCCCGGGCCGGGCGGCCUCUCUGCACCAGGCCUGUCCCUGCCCAGCGGGGCUGUCACCUGUCUCACCCGACCCCGCGGGGGCCGGCCUCAUUCCAUGUGAGACAGAAUUAUUCAGAGCAUUUAAAUUAAAGAGACGUGAAAAUUUGGAGUACACUGGGCCCCCGAUGUUCCUC